Molecule: messenger RNA, 717 nt
Organism: Trichobilharzia szidati
Lineage: Eukaryota; Metazoa; Platyhelminthes; Trematoda; Strigeidida; Schistosomatidae
Source: the annotation of a GenBank genome assembly
AUGCGUGGUUUAUCAUCAAUUCGACCUGGAUAUACUGGAGGUCAGCUAUCAGGCGGUUAUUUAAAGACAACUAGUCUACCAAUAAAUUCAUCAUUUGGCAGUUGUCUAAGAUCCUCGAGUACAAAUUUAUCGAAUGGUCAUUCGAAAACAGUUACACUAAAUGGAAGUAUUCGAUUCGAUGAUAAAUCGAAAUUAUUAAAUGGUGACAGUCUUAGACAUACUGUUCAAAAUUUAUCCGAUUCUGAUAAUCGAACUGCUACGGUGGAAUCGAUAAGAAUUUAUUCACCAAUUGAUGAUGAUAAUGCCAACAAUAAUAAUAAUACAUCAAUGAAUGGCAUCUCAUCAAAUUUAUCUAAGCUUAACAUUAAACACAGUACUAUACCUAAUGGUCAUUCACAUCACAAUGGAGAUUCAAGAUAUAGUGAUGAUCGUCGAUUAAUUGGAUCAAGUCCCAGCCAUCCAAGUGUUCUAUUAAUGUCUUCAUCACCUAGUGCUGUAUUCCACCAGAAAGUAACACCACCUGCGCCUAAAAUUAUAUCAUAUGAAGAAUUGAAAGGAUACAAGGGAGUAUAUCCUAAGGGAAUAGAUAGAACUGCAUUAGAGGCACAUUUAUCAGAUGAGGAAUUUCAUCAAGUCUUCUCACUAUCUCGAACAGUAUUCUAUCGUCUUCCUGAAUGGAAACGUAAUGAUUUAAAGCGUAAAGCACAACUUUUUUAA